Messenger RNA from Phyllotreta striolata, 1823 nucleotides. The record is from the annotation of a GenBank genome assembly. NCBI's taxonomy places the organism in Eukaryota, Metazoa, Arthropoda, Insecta, Coleoptera, Chrysomelidae.
CUUAAAAUAAAUUGUUUACUUCGUUAAAUUUUUGUUCGUUAAACAUGUACGUUGGGAUAAAGUUGCUGUUGUUCAGCCUAUGGGCAACUACAAUAAAUGCAGGGUUAUUGAACUAUUUACUACCUGUUACCGAUAAACUUAUGAAAUUUCAUAUUUACACACAAAGCAACAGAACGAGCGAUGUUGCAACAAAUAUUUCCGAUCCCCAGGAAGUUAUGAAAACCGGCUUCGAUAGAUCCAAGGAAACUUACAUUUGCGUGCACGCUUGGACCGAAUCCGAGUUCUUUCCAAUAAACACGUGCAAAGGAUUCAAAGACCUCGUCCUGGACUCGCACGAUGUGAAUGUAAUUUACAUCGAUUGGAGCAUUUACACUACCAAUCUCUUUUACUCUUACCUGGUGCUAAAGUUGCAUAAAUUCGCUGACGUGAUGAGCGGGCAGAUUAAAAAUAUGGUGGAGACAAGUGGAUUGGAUUUGAAUAGAAGUCAAAUCGUCGGUACUUCAUUGGGAGCUGAGUUAGCUGGAGCUAUCGGUACUGAACUAGAUGGGAAACUAUACCAAGUUAUUGGUAUUGAACCUGCUGCUCCGAUGUUCUAUCACUCCUAUCCCAAAACACGCAUAACGAAGAAAUCAGGACAAUUCGUCCAAGUAAUUCACACUGCCAGUGGUAUUAUGAGUCUCGGUUAUCACGGUCAAAUGGGUCAUGCUGAUUACUGGGCUAACGGCGGUGAACAACAGCCUUGGUGUAUGUUAAUUGAUAUCGGUAGAAUAUGUUCUCACAGCGUGUCACCAUUUUUGUAUGAAAAUACGUUGAAGAAUGGAGCCCAUAACGUUGCGACCAAAUGCGAUUCGUAUAAAAAUUACCUCAGUGGUGCUUGUAAGGAUAACGAUAAGUCUGUGGUAGGAGGAUUUCACGUUGAUAGAAACAUUUGUGCAACUAGAAUAAAUGCAGGGUUACUAAACUUUCUACUACCUGUCAGCGAUAAACUUAUAAAAUUUCGUAUUUACACGCAAAACAACAGAACGGGAAUUUUUGGAACAAACAUCUCCGAUCCACAGGAAGUAUUAAAAUCCGGUUUCGAUAGUUCCAAAGAAACUUACUUUUGCGUAAACGCUUGGACCGAAUCCGAGCUAUUUCUAGUAAACUCGUGCAAAAUUUUCAAAGAUCCGGUUCUGGAUUCGCACGACGUGAAUUACAUUUACGUCGAUUGGGGCAUUUACACUACCAACAUCUUCUACUCUUACCUGGUACUAUACAUGCAGAAAUUCGCUAACGUAAUCAGCGGACAGAUUAAAAACAUGGUGGAGACAAGUGGAUUGGAUUUGAAUAGAACUCAAAUGAUCGGUGCUUCAUUGGGAGCUCAUUUAGCUGGAGCCAUUGGUACUGAGCUAGAUGGGAAACUGUACCAAGUUAUUGGUCUGGAUCCUGCAGGUCCGAUGUUCUAUCACUCCUAUUCCCAAACCCGCAUAUCGAAGAAAUCAGGUCAAUUCGUCCAAAUAAUUCACACAGAUAGUGGUAUUAUGAGUUUGGGUUAUCACGCUCAGUUGGGCCAUGCUGAUUACUGGGCUAAUGGCGGUGAACAUCAACCUUUAUGUUUGUUAAUUGAUAUCUUUGGAAUGUGUUCUCAUGCAAUGUCGCAAGUAACGUAUAAAAAUACGCUCUUGAAUGGAUCCCAUAACGUCGCCACCAAAUGCGAUUCUUAUACAAAUUACCUUAGUGGUGCUUGUGAUGAUAACGAUAAGUCUAUUGUAGGAGGAUUCCACGUUGAUAGAAACGCAAGUGGAAAUUACUACUUCAAAGGCGAUGGAUACAAAGAUUAUUAA